ACGUGCUCUCUGCUUCCUACGGCUACACUGCGAGAAAAAAAAGCCACUAGCCUAUAUAGUUUAUGGGAGGAGAGAGCCAACAGCGAGAAACCGGGGUUUGUAGUACUGGAGCAGUCUGCAAUAAGCAGGAGCUGUUCUGACUCGCACCAUUAUUAGAAACAAAAGCUCAGAAACUUCAAAGAGACGAGGAGGCGGCGAGGGGGAGACGCACGCGAGAAGAGGAUAAACUUUAUGCGGCGCGUUGAGUAAAUGAACAAACACCACAUCAACAGAUAGGCUACAUCGCUUUCUUUAUAGCGCGACUCUUCUGGGGGGUGGACGCAAAUAAUUUGUAAUGGUGAAAUAUGAGAGAACAAAACUGAGGCGGGUGAAUCGGGCACACCAAAGAAGAGACAGUCUGUGUGCGUUGAGAGAAGUUAAGCUUACGAAAAAUCAAUUUGCACCGUUGCACGGAACGGGAUUUAUGAAAGCGGGAUAAAAACUUCAUCCUCCGGGCGACUCGGGAGAAAAUUAAGCGCUCGUUCUCCUCUUUGAUUCAAUGGAUACUUUGAAUGACUAUUUCCAGCUGCGCGUUUAAUUGUAUGUAAGAAAGGUUUGAAGCCUCGGCUCUCUAUCUAUAGAGGCUUCGGGGAGAACUUGUUGCCCCACGCCACGGCGGGAAGAUUACUGUGAAAAUGAAGUCCCGUCGAGCAUCGUGGAUUCUUUCUUGGACUCUCUGCAUCUGUCUUGUCAGUGGCUGUUAUUCGCAAGAGCGCCAAGGUUAUCUGAUCGCGGCUCCCUCGGUGUUCCGCGCGGGCGUGGAGGAGGCCCUGAGCGUGACCAUCUUCCACGGCGCGGAGGACACGCGCGUGCAGGUGCAGCUGUCGGUGAAGGGGGAGACAGUGGCGCACAGCCACGGCAUCGUACGGGAUAAAGGCACACUUAAGCUGAAGGUGCCCGUGGGCUUGCGCGGGCAGGCUCAGCUGAAGGUCUGGGGCAACCGCCACCUGACGGAGGAGGGCUACAUCUUCCACAACUACACCACCGUCACCGUGGAGAGCAAGGGAACGGCCGUCUUCAUCCAGACGGACAAGCCGGUCUACAAACCCAAACAGAGAGUGCUCGUCAAUGUGUAUUCGGUCACUCCGGACCUGAGGCCUGCCAAUGACAAGAUUGAAGCUUACGUUGUGGACCCCAGAGGGUCCCGGAUGGUCCAGUGGUCAGACCUCAAGCCCCUCUGUUGUGGGAUCGUGAACGUGACCUUCCCCCUGUCGGACCAGCCCGUGUUCGGAGAGUGGCUCAUCUUCGUGGAGAUGCAAGGGCACACCUACAACAAGACCUUCGAAGUGCAGAAGUAUGUGAUGCCCAAGUUCGAGCUGAUAAUUGAGCCGCCCCGGUACGUCCGUGACCUCAACGCGUGUGAACAGACCACCGUACACGCCAGAUAUACUUUCGGUAAACCGGUCAGCGGGAAACUCACCGUGAACAUGACAGUGAAUGGAGUUGGGUACUAUCGGCAUGAGGUGGGGCAUCCGGUGGUUAAGACUAUGGAGAUCAAGGGCACGGCGACCUUUGACCUUUGCGUGAAGGACAUGAUGCCGGUGGACGUGGCGGAUCACUUCCGGGGCACGGUGAGCAUGUGGGUGUCGGUGGCCAGCGUGGACGGGGGGCGGCAGACGACGUUCGACGACUCCACGCCCGUCCACAAGCAGCUCAUCGACAUCAAGUACUCCAAGGACACCCGCAAGCAGUUCAAGCCCGGUCUGCCCUACAAAGGCAAGGUGGAGGUCACGUACCCGGACGGCAGCCCCGCGGACGGGGUGAGGGUUCGGGUGAAGGCGGAGCUCACGCCCAAGGACAACGUGUACACCAGUGAGCUCACCUCCCUGGGGGGCCAGGCCGUGUUCGAGAUCCCCUCCAUCCCCACCGCCGCACAGUACGUCUGGCUGGAGACCAAGGUGACUGCGAUCGAUGGCAAGCCGGCAGGUGACCAGUACCUUCCCAGCUACCUGUCCAUCAGCAGCUGGUACUCUCCCAGCAAGUGCCACCUCCAGCUCCAGAGCCCUGGGGCAGCCCUGCAGAUUGGAGAGGAGGCGGAGAUAUCCCUCAAGUCCACCUGCCCCUGCAACUUCACUCUGCACUACGAGAUCGCUUCCCGGGGAAACAUAGUCCAGUCUGGCCAGCAGCUGCCCAACAUCACCGCUCACCGCGGCAAGAGGGCCACCGUCACCUUUGACAAGAACAUCCACACCACAGCGCCUCCUAGUGGUUCAGCGGCCACCUCCCUGCAGGGCGAAUCGGACGUGUGCGUGUCAGUGCUCCGGUUUCCCGUCACCCACGCCAUGGCCCCGCUCAGCCGGCUGCUGGUGUACUACGUGCGGGAGAACGGCGAGGGGGUGACGGACAGCCUGCAGAUCCCCGUCCAGCCCAGCUUCGAGAACAAGGUGUCCGUCUCCCUGUCGGCCAAUGAGUCGAUGCCGGGCGACCCGCUGAGCCUGAAGGUCAGAGGGGAGAGGGGCUCCUGCGUGUGUGUGGCCACUGUGGACAAGAGCCUGUACCUGCUGAAGCCGGACUUCCAGAUCAGCCCAGAUAAGGUCUUCAAGGAGCUGGCUGAGUUCGACGUGUCCGAUGCCUUUGGCGUGCCGAAGGACGACGGCCACUUCUGGUGGCCCGGGCUGUGCACGCGACAGACGCGCGCUCUCUGCUUUCCGGAGACGGGCCUGGUGGUGAUGACGGACAUGGUGAGCCUGAACCACAGGCAGAGUGGAGGGAUGUACACGGACGAGGCCGUGCCCGCCUUCCAGCCCCACACCGCCACGCUGGUGGCGGCCAUGCACUCCCGCACGGUACCCAGGGCGGACAAACGCAGGCGGACGUUCUUCCCGGAGACGUGGGUGUGGAACUGCGUCACCGUCAGCGAUCACACGGGGGAAGCUGAGCUGCGAUUGGACGUCCCCGAUUCCAUCACCACCUGGGUGACUGAGGCGAUUGGCCUGUCGGAGGAGAAGGGGCUGGGCCUGGCCCCGAGGGCGGAGCUGAGGACGUUCAAGACCUUCUUCGUGGACUUCACUCUGCCCUACAGCGUGAUCCGGGGGGAGCAGACCAAAGUUCCUCUCACCGUCUACAACUACCUGCCCACCUGCUCUGAGGUCCAUGUUAAAGUCUCGGUUCCCAAAGGGAUCAAGUUCGUGGGCCAUCCCGGCAAACACCACCUGACCCGGAAAAAAUGCGUGGCUCCCGGAGAGGCCACGCCCACAUUCAUCGUCCUGUCGUUCACCGAGCUGGGCUCUGCUAACAUCACAGUGCGCGCCGUGGCCUACAGCGAGCCAGGCUGCUGCGCCGACGGGCUGCCGUCGCCCAAGACCGGCAAGAGCGGCGGCGAGGACCAGGAGGACCGGAGGACCCCCGCCGGCGUGGACUACGUGCGCAGGAGCGUCCUGGUGGAGCCUGAAGGCCUGCCCAGAGAGUACACCUACAGCGUGUUCUUCUGUCCCAACGAGAGGAUCCACAUCUCCACCCCGAACAAGUACGAGUACCAGUACGUGAAGAAGCCGGCCCGCAUGGCGCACUUCGAGGUGGCGGUGAAGACGCACAACGACGCCCACGUCGCCCUGUCGCCCAGCCCGCACGACAGCGCCGAGAUGCUGGAGAUCGUGCUGGGCGGGCGGCAGAACACCCGCUCCUGGGUCUCCCUGGGCAAGAUGGGCGAGCAGGUGGCCAGCGCCCCCACGCCCGGCGUCCUGUCCUGGGACGAGUUCCGCAGCUUCUGGAUCAGCUGGCGGGGCGAUGUGCUGCAGGUGGGCCACGGGUUGCAGCCGUCCAAUGAGACGGUGUUCCUGCAGUGGGCCGGCCCCCUCCCCGCCCAGGUGAGACACAUCGGCUUCUCCACGGGCUGGGGCUCGGUGGGCGAGUUCAAGAUCUGGCGCAAGGAGGACUCGGACGAGAACCACAACGAGGCCUUCACCCUGGGCGUGCCGCACAACGUGGUGCCCGGCUCCGAGAGGGCCACCGCCUCCAUGAUUGGGGACGUGAUGGGCCCCACCCUCAACAACCUGGACAACCUGCUGCGUCUGCCCUUCGGCUGCGGGGAGCAGAACAUGAUCCACUUCGCGCCCAACGUCUUCGUGCUCAAGUACCUGCAGAAGACCCACCAGCUCAGCACCGAGGUGGAGGCAGAGGCCACGGACUACCUUCUGCAAGGGUACCAGCGGCAGCUGACCUACAAGCGGCAGGACGGCUCCUACAGCGCGUUUGGGGAGAGGGACUCGUCCGGGAGCAUGUGGCUGACGGCGUUUGUGCUGAAGUCCUUCGCCCAGUCCCGCGGCUUCAUCUUCAUCGAUCCCGAGGAGCUCCGGGCGGCGAAGGCCUGGCUAAUCAACCACCAGAGAGAGGAGGGCUCCUUCCCGGCCAUGGGCAGGAUCCUAAAUAAAGACCUGCAGGGCGGGAUCCAUGGGAAAAUAUCCCUGACCGCCUACGUGGUGGCCGCUCUCUUGGAGACGGGAAUAUCCACUGAGGAGGAGAAGAUGGCCGUCGCCAAGGCCAAGGGCUUCCUGGAGACCAACACGUACUCCGCAGACGACCCGUACACCACGGCCCUGUCUGCAUACGCCCUGGCCCUCCUACGCAGCCCCUACGCCCCGUUAGCGCUGCGGCGGCUCAACCACAUGGCUAUCACACAGGACGGCUUCACUCACUGGAGUCUGACUGGCAGCACGGUGACAGACGAGGACACCUUCAUGGGGUUCAGCGACGGACUCUCACAGUCAGUGGUUUCCGCAGAGGUGGAGAUGACCGCCUACGGGCUCCUGACCUACACCCUCCUGGGCGACGUGGCCUCCGCCCUGCCCGUGGUCAAGUGGCUCUCCCAGCGGCGCAACGCUCUCGGGGGCUUCUCCUCCACCCAGGACACGUGUGUGGCUUUGCAGGCCCUGUCAGAGUACGCCAUCCUCUCCUACGUCGGGGGGGUCAACCUCACCAUUUCCCUGGCCUCCACCAACCUGGACUUCCAGGAGACCUUCGAGCUCCACCGGGACAACAAAAAGAUCCUGCAGAGCGCCGUGAUUCCCAGCAUCCCCACCGGAUUGUUUGUCAGCGCAAAGGGAGAGGGCUGUUGUCUGAUGCAGAUCGAUGUGUCGUACAACGUGCCCGACCCCGUGGCCAAGCCGGCCUUCCAGCUGACGGUGAACCUGAAGGAGCCGCGCCCGGAGAGGCACGCCCCGUCCCCCUCCUCCCCCGCCUCCCCCCGCCCCCCCGGCGCCCGCCCCCGCUCCCGCGCCGACAACCGCUCGGAGCUGAGCCGCGCCCGCCGCGCCCCCGCCGACGACGACGACCCCGCCGCCCACCAGGACCACCUGGAGUACCGCGUCACCCUGGAGGCCUGCACCAGGUGGCUGCACUCCGGUUCCUCCAACAUGGCCGUGCUGGAUGUCCCACUACUGUCUGGCUUCCGUGCUGAUGUGGAGAGCUUGGAGAAGCUGCUGAUGGACAAGAAGGUGGGUCUGAAGAGGUACGAGGUGGACGGCAGGAGGGUCCUCUUCUACUUCGACGAGAUCCCCAGUCAGUGCAUGACCUGUGUCAGCUUCCAGACACUCAGAGAGUACAUCGUGGGCAAGACCGCACCAGUGCCGGUCAAAGUGUACGACUACUACGAACCAGCCUUCGAGGCCACGCGUUUCUACAACGUCAGUGAGAGCAGCCCUCUGGCUCGUGAGCUGUGUGACGGCACCACCUGCAACGAGGUGGAGAGCUCCGCCAGCCGAUGGACAGGCUUUGUGCAGGGGAACCAAUGCAACAAUGUUUUCGGCUGCCUGGAGGAGGAGCAGUUUGAGCGCUGCACCUGCUACCGGGACUGCGGUUAUGACGGCGAGCCGGUGUGCGGGUCGGACGGGCGGGCCUAUCAGAACCAGUGCCAGAUGGAGGUGGCCGCCUGCCGGAACGGAACCCGCAUCGAGCAAGUGCCCAUGGCGCAGUGCCCCCAGAUGAAGUCUGAGGAACAGGAGCCAGAAAAGGGGCGGAAACAGGGCCCAGAGAAGGUCCCCAUACAAGCAGGUGAGGAGGAGCCGGGAUCCCUGGCGGAGGUGUCCUACUACUCCUACGAGUACGACACGGAGGCGGUGCCCUUCCCCCCGGAGGGAGAAGAGGCGUUUGAGCUGGCGGGGGAGGGGGGCGGGCAGACGGAGAAGCCGCCCACCGCCGCCGCCCAGCCGCACACACUGGACGCUAAGCACACGCGCGAGCGAUGAACCUCCCCCUGGGCUGCGGAGAGAGAGAGAGAACGAGCGAACGAGAGCGAGAGAGAGAGAGAUCACUGAACUGUACAUUGCUUGUGAAUAUGAUGGCGUGAGCAGAGAAGAAGGAGGAAAGAACGAGGAGGCCGUUCGGGCCUGAGGGGGCGAGUGUGUGUGUGUGUGUGCGCGCGUCUGUGUGCGUGUGUGCAUGUGUUUAUGUUUGUGCAUGUGUGUUUAUGCAUGUGCGUGUGUGUUUAUGCGUGUUUGUGUUUGUGUGUGUAUGAGCAACUUGGCCUCCAUCUGUCUUUGCUUUUCUCUUUUUAUACUCAGUCUCUUACUCACCAAGUAGACACCAUAGCUCCUGUUUAUCUAGUGACUAUAUGUUGUUUUAUAUAAUCUCUAGAGUAAAUAAACACCGUAUUUAUGUUUGUAAUUAUACUUGAGCAAAAAAAACGAAAUGUUACUUUGAUUUUUUUCUAUCUGUGGUAUUUAUUUUUAGUUAGUGCUUUUGAUUGUUUACUUGUUCCACUAGCCCCCCACCCCCCAUCCUGCCACCUACACCCAUGUCUUAAUUUAAUCCAGGAAUAUGGGAACUUGUGAUGCAUUCCUUGUCUUGAGCAAGCCCUGUUUGAAACAGUGAGGUGUACAGCUGAUCUUUAUCUGGUGUCCAUUCAUCCACGUUUUCACCUUUUUUCUCUGUCUCCAGUAGAGGUGCAUCACACAUAGCAUAGCCCUGAAAAUAGCCCACAUACGAGAUGACAAGCAGGAAAAAAAACGCUUGACAGUUUUAAGAUUUUCGCUCAGCUGUUGACGCUCAAAUAAAAAGAUAUUUCUGUGUCACAGUCACCUCACUGUCCAACGAACAGGGUUUUGAUUGUACAGUGCAUAAGCUAUUUUGUUAUAUUAAGGUUAGACUCUUAAACGGCCGCUGAAAAAAAGCCUAACGCAAGUGAAGUCUGGAAAUUACUGUAAAUUGAGAAAUUUGAACGAAUGUAGCCCCAAACCAUUUCAAGUACAGUGCUUUUUUUAAAAAUAAGACAAUAAACUUUGUAUACAGUCA
Anguilla rostrata (American eel) is the source of this 7266-nucleotide messenger RNA. It is a transcript of the gene cpamd8, whose product is annotated as C3 and PZP like alpha-2-macroglobulin domain containing 8. The record is from RefSeq and is a predicted model, not a curated record. Gene Ontology annotation, cellular component: extracellular region. Gene Ontology annotation, molecular function: endopeptidase inhibitor activity; protein binding. The coding region runs from base 675 to 6221 and encodes 1848 amino acids. The transcript has 43 exons. Lineage: Eukaryota; Metazoa; Chordata; Actinopteri; Anguilliformes; Anguillidae.